Messenger RNA from Centruroides sculpturatus (bark scorpion), 4266 nucleotides. Its product is annotated as calcium-activated potassium channel slowpoke-like. Bases 40 to 2964 code for a protein of 974 amino acids. The transcript has 23 exons. Gene Ontology annotation, molecular function: large conductance calcium-activated potassium channel activity. Gene Ontology annotation, cellular component: postsynaptic membrane. Gene Ontology annotation, biological process: potassium ion transport; transmembrane transport. NCBI's taxonomy places the organism in Eukaryota, Metazoa, Arthropoda, Arachnida, Scorpiones, Buthidae. The record is from RefSeq and is a predicted model, not a curated record.
UUGGUUUUCUUACUGAGUAUAGCUUCUCUCAUCAUCUACAUGAUCGAUGCUUCCAGAGACCAAGUAGAGAUGUGUCAAGUGUGGUCUGCAAACACGACGCAGCAAAUAGAUUUAGCACUAAAUAUAUUUUUUAUGGUGUACUUUUUUAUACGUUUUAUUGCAGCUAGCGAUAAAUUAUGGUUUAUGCUUGAUUUGCAUUCGUUUGUCGACUAUUUUACUAUCCCACCUUCUUUUGUAUCUAUCUACAUGGAUAGGACCUGGAUAGGUCUACGUUUCCUGAGGGCACUGCGGUUAAUGUCAGUGCCAGAUAUUCUACAGUACUUAAACGUACUUAAAACCAGCAGUUCUAUUCGUCUUGCCCAAUUAGUUUCUAUUGUCAUUAGUGUGUGGUUGACGGCAGCCGGAAUCAUUCAUCUGUUAGAAAAUUCUGGUGAUCCAGAAGAUUUCGGCGAAGACGAACCACCCAGUUAUUGGACGUGCGUUUAUUUUUUGAUUGUAACAAUGUCUACCGUCGGUUAUGGUGACAUAUAUUGUCACACUACGCUAGGAAGAGCGUUUAUAGUUUUAUUCAUAUUAGUCGGUUUGGCUGUCUUUGCAAGUUGCAUACCCGAGAUCAUAGAAUUAGUUGGGACUAGAGCUAAAUACGCUGGUGAAUACAAGAGAGAACACGGAAAAAGACAUAUCGUGGUUUGUGGCCAUAUCACUUACGACUCCGUUUCGCAUUUUUUAAAAGAGUUUCUACACGAGGAUAGAGAAGAUGUAGAUGUAGAAGUUGUUUUCCUGCACAGAAAACCUCCGGAUUUAGAGUUAGAAGGUUUGAUAAAAAGGCAUUUUACAACAGUAGAAUUUUUUCAAGGGACAGUAAUGAGCCCGAUAGAUCUGCAAAGAGUAAAAGUGAAUGAAGCGGAUGCUUGUUUAGUAUUAUCUAACAAGUAUUGUCAAGAUCCGGAUGCCGAGGAUGCUGCAAACAUCAUGAGAGUGAUUUCUAUUAAGAAUUUCUCCGAUCACAUCAGGGUUAUUAUACAAUUGAUGCAGUAUCAUAAUAAAGCAUAUUUAUUGAAUAUCCCGAGUUGGAACUGGAAGAGGGGUGACGACGUCAUAUGUUUAGCCGAAUUAAAACUUGGUUUUAUUGCCCAAAGUUGUUUAGCACCCGGAUUUUCUACCAUGGUGGCAAAUCUGUUUGCCAUGAGGUCGUAUAAAACGUCGCCUGAUACCCCUGCCUGGCAGAACGACUAUUUAUGUGGUACAGGCAUGGAGAUGUACACAGAAAAUUUAUCAACAUCUUUCAUCGGGAUGACAUAUCCACAAACAGCAGAGUUGUGUUUCGUUAAACUCAAGCUUCUGUUGCUGGCAAUAGCAGUGACAAAUGAGGAUGGCACUGACAGCAAAAUCGUUAUCAACCCUCAAAGAAAGGUGAAGAUAUUUGCCAACACCCAAGGGUUUUUCGUGGCACAGUCUGCUGACGAGGUGAAACGCGCUUGGUAUUAUUGCAAACAUUGUCACGAAGAUGUCAGAGAUGCAAAACUGAUAAAGAAGUGCAAGUGCAAGAAUUAUGAGGCAAGUCAAAACCCUGCGGAUAUUCUUAACAGUCUGCACUCUCAAGCAAGUAUGGUUCGAAAUAAUGGGCAUUGGAACCGUCAAAAUCGAAGUCACAGUCAAGAGAAUUCCACAACUUCUCUCAAUUCACCAAGAAAUGGAAGAAAAUCACAUUCCAGUAAGUCCAGUAGAGGAUAUAAUCAAGCUGUGGCAGAAAGACCUUACAGUGCUGGCAUACUUUCCCACAACAAAGAAUUUGACUUCGAGAAACUCGAAAUGAAGUAUGAUUCUACUGGAAUGUUUCAUUGGUGUCCACCUAGAACGAUUGAAGACUGCAUAUUGGAUAGAAAUCAGGCAGCUAUGACUGUUCUUAACGGUCACGUGGUUGUAUGUCUGUUCGCUGAUGCCGAUUCUCCUUUGAUGGGUCUUAGAAAUCUCAUCAUGCCUCUUCGAGCCAGUAACUUUCACUAUCACGAACUCAAGCAUGUUGUAGUAGUUGGAAAUGCAGACUACUUAAGGAGAGAGUGGAAAAUGCUUCAGAAUUUACCAAAAAUAUCAAUUUUAAAUGGUUCUCCAUUAAGCAGAGCAGAUCUUCGUGCAGUUAACAUUAACUUAUGUGACAUGUGUGUUAUUCUUUCUGCAAAAAUACCAAGCAGCGAUGAUCCUACGUUAGCAGAUAAAGAAGCGAUUUUAGCAUCGUUAAACAUCAAAGCUAUGACUUUCGAUGAUUCUAUAGGACUAAUAAAUCAAAAUGCAGCUGAACCAGAUCCAUUUACUUCAUCAGGCAAUGCACUGGUGCUACAACGUAGGGGCUCAGUUUUUGGUUCUACAGUGCCGUUAAUAACCGAAUUAGUAAAUGAUACAAAUGUACAGUUCUUGGACCAAGACGACGACGAUGAUCCAGAUACGGAGUUAUAUCUAACUCAACCGUUUGCAUGUGGUACUGCUUUUACUGUUAGCGUGCUAGAUUCUUUAAUGAGCACGACUUAUUUUAAUGCCAACGCUUUGAACUUGAUACGUUCUUUGAUAACCGGAGGAGCUACUCCAGAAUUAGAACUGAUUUUAGCUGAAGGAGCAGGCUUGAGGGGAGGAUACAGUACUCCUGAAUCUCUUUCGAACAGGGAUCGUUGCAGAUUGGGCCAAAUUAAAUUGUCUGAUGGACCACUUGCUCAACACGGAGAAGGCGGAAAGUAUGGAGAUUUGUUUGUUGCGGCUCUUAGAAAUUAUGGCAUGCUGUGCAUAGGUCUUUAUAGAUAUAAAGACCCCAGUAUGUCGGGUGAAGCAUCUUCGAAGCGUUUUGUAAUAACAAAUCCUCCUGCAGAUUAUUCCCUUCUUCCUUCAGAUAGGGUGUUUGUAUUGAUGCAAUUCGACCCUGGGGUGGAAUAUCAGCCUAACAGAGGAGAAGACUUCAGAGAUGAUCAUUCAUGACACAUUUUAUGUGAAGAAACGGUACUGAAAUCGGAAAGAUCUCGCUUACGACAGGUCCAACAUAAAUGAGUAAGCCACGCUCAACCUGCCCAUGUGUCACACAACUGAACAAAACUCUCCGUCUGCAAACUAUGCACCAUCAUGUUGGACACAUCCAACUGUGCCUAUUUCGGACGAGUACCCUUUGGGUCACGCGAUUCUUUGUACCUGGUCACAUAACUAUACCUAUUCAAGUGCUUCAUUGAGACCGUGUCUCACGCUUCACACCCGGAACUAAGAGUAUGUACAUUGUUCAUCACGGACGUGUGCCUCUUACGGGUCGGAUUAUACAACUUAAUUACCUGUUAUAUAUAUAUAUAUAUAUAUAUACAUAUAAAUAUGUAUAUAUUAAAACAACGAUCUCAUCCAUUCUUUCCUUAUUACACCCAUUCCAAGGGGCAAAAAACAAAAAAAAAUUCGCAAAAAAAAAACAGUAUUGGUAUAUUAGAAUAAUAUAAAGUAUGCAGUUUGUAGAGGCACAUAAUCACACAGAAUACUUUUUAUUACAGUUUAGAUUUUGAAAAAUUACUGUUUGAAACACUUUAGACCUCAAAAAAAGAAGAUAAUAUUUUUGACUUCUAUAAAUAAUUUUGGCAAAGUGAAGUGCCUAAAUGUAGUUGUAGUUUUCAAAAUGGUUUAGUUGCAUUUUCACGUGCAUCUAAUUUCGAAUUUGUCACAUCGUAACACAUCAAACGGUAGAAAUAUUAAAAAGAAAAAAAGAAAAAAAUGUGGAUGUAAAUAUUACAUUUUUGAGUGCUGUUCGAAGUGAAGAAGUAUUUUUGUUUCGUUUUUUAUAUAUUUUUAUGUAUAUAUUUGCAGUUUUUGCAUGUUUUAUUGAUUGUUUUUGAUGUUUCUUUUCCCCUCCCCCUCUUCUGUUUUCAAGAAUUAUCACAUCUAGUGAUCAAAUCGGAGAUUUUUUUUACUUAAUAUAUAUAUAUGUAUACAUUUACCCAUAUUUAAAUUCCUUAAACUAAGAGGAAAAAAAUGGUAAUAACUCUCAUAUUUUGCGGUUUGUUUUUUUUUAUCAUUAUAAAAAAUUGAUCUUGGAAAAUCAAUUAUGAGAACAUUUUAAAAGUAAAAAAAAUCAUAUUGUUUACAGUAAUUUGUAAAUAGAUAAGUAAAAAAAGAGAGAUUUUAUUGCUACACUAACAGCACAAUUUUUUUAAAAUGUAUGUUUAAAAUAAUUGAGGGCACCCGGGGAAAAUUUAGUAGAUUGUUCUCAGAUUUUUACAGAAGAGAAGUAUUUAAAAAAAAAAAAAAAAA